UGUGGAUCACACACCAUCAUCCAUCCUUUACAUUACUAGAGCACAAGCACGAGAACUAAGAAAGGUUUAUUUAACAGAAAUCCACCAUGAAGAUCUUAAUCAUCCUUAUAAUCCUUGCCAUGGCGACUUCCUUCGCCACCUCUGAGAUGCAAGUCAACCCUAGUGUCCAAGUACAACCGACACAACAACAAACACAUCCCGAGUCUCAACAACCAUUCAUCCAUCAUUCACAACAGCAAUUUCCCCAGCCACAACAAUCAUUCCCUCAGCAACCACAACAGCCAUUUCCUCAAUCUCAACAGCCAUGCCUGCAGCAACCACAACACCAAUUUCCCCAACCGUCACAACCAUUCCCCCGGCAACCACUACAACCGUUUCCCCGCCCCUUCCUGCCAUUCCCCGAGCAACCACUCCCUCAACCACCACAAGAAUCAUUCCCCCAACCCCCACAAUCAUACCCUCAACCACCGUUACAACCUUUUCCUCAGCCACCACAAGAAUCAUUCCCCCAACCCCCACAAUCAUACCCUCAGCCACUGUUACAACCUUUUCCUCAGCCCCCGCAACAACAAUAUCCUGAGCAACCCCAACAACCAUUCCCUCGCCCCCCUCAGGAACAAUUCCCUAAUCAACCACAACAACCAUUUCCUUGGCAACAACCAUCUAUUCAACUAUAUCUCCAACAACAAUUGAAUCCAUGCAAGGAGUUUCUCUUGCAACAGUGUAGGCCUGUGUCAUUGGUAUCGUACCUCUGGUCAAAGAUCGUGCAGCAGAGCAAUUGUCAGGUGAUGCAGGAACAGUGUUGCCUGCAAUUGGCACAGAUCCCUGAACAAUACAAAUGCACAACAAUUGAUAGCAUUGUGCAUGCCAUCUUCAUGCAGCAAGGCCAAAGACAAGGCGUGCAGAUCGUGCAACAACAACCUCAGCCGCAAGAGGUGGGUCAAUGUGUGCUCGUCCAGGGUCGGGACAUCGUCCAACCGCAACAACUAGCUCAAAUGGAAGCAAUCAGAUCGUUGGUGUUGCAGUCCGUUCCGGCCAUGUGCAACUUUAAUGUCCCACCUAACUGCUCCACUAUGAGAGCACCAUUUUUCAGCUUAGUCAACGCUGGAAUGCUAUAAUAAUUAAUAGAUGGAUCAUCAUUCGUUAGCCGAUAUACCAAUAAAUGUAAUGAUGAUGAAUGAAGUGUCGUGACUAGAAAAUGGCUUUUCCAAUCAUGGAAAUAAAAGAAAAAUAAAAUUCUCAUGAAUAUUA
Messenger RNA from Hordeum vulgare subsp. vulgare (domesticated barley), 1251 nucleotides. RefSeq names its product gamma-hordein-1-like. NCBI's taxonomy places the organism in Eukaryota, Viridiplantae, Streptophyta, Magnoliopsida, Poales, Poaceae. The transcript has a single exon. The record is from RefSeq and is a predicted model, not a curated record. Gene Ontology annotation, molecular function: nutrient reservoir activity. The coding region runs from base 87 to 1118 and encodes 343 amino acids.